This is a messenger RNA of Racocetra persica, 191 nucleotides long. The record is from the annotation of a GenBank genome assembly. NCBI's taxonomy places the organism in Eukaryota, Fungi, Glomeromycota, Glomeromycetes, Diversisporales, Gigasporaceae.
AUGAUUUCGGCUCUUGAUCAAAUAAAACAAUGGACUACUGUCGUUGCUGAUUCUGGUGAUUUUGAGUCAAUUAUACUAUAUCAUCCACAAGACGCAACUACAAAUCCCUCGUUAAUUUUAGAGGCCGCUAAAAAUCCUCAUUAUAAUUACUUAAUUAAUUCUGCCAUUGAAUAUGCAAGGAGUAAAGAAAA